AUGGAAAUUCUAUCUUUUUAUGAUAUUUUUAUUAAAAAGUUAAAUGAACUUGAUUCUGUAAAAACAUUCACUAAUUACAAAUAUCCUCUUAAUAGAGGAGCAUGUUGGAAUUGUGAAAGAAUAGGUUUUUCUUAUACUUGUUGUGUAGCUUGUAAACAAAAAUUUGAACAGUGUGAUUGUAAGUUUAUUUGUGAACUUAUAUAUCUAACACAAUAUAAUAAAUGUGGACAUCCAUGUCAAUUUGCAAAAUGUAGAUACUUUACAAAUGAUUUGAAUAAUGUUAUUCAUCAAUGUAAAGGCAAGAUAGAAUUACUUCAUACAUUACUUCAAAGUUUAAACACCAAGAAACUUAUUAAUAUUGCAAUUGACAAAUAUGCAGCAGUUGGAAAAACAUCAGUUGGAGAAGCAAUUGUGAAUCAAUAUGAUUAUCAGUUUAUUGAUUCUGGGUUAUUUUAUCAAUAUGUUAGUCAUUAUUAUAAUAAUUACUCAAUUGACCAAAUCAAGCAAAUCUUCAAUGAAGAACAGAAUAAAGGAUUUGUUGUAGUUGAAUAUAAUAUCACUAUACUCUGUUUACCUGAUGCUGAAGUAAAAAUAAUUUUAUCAGCAGAUGUAGAAACUCAUAUAGCUCGACAUGUAUUAUCUCAACCACCAAUUAAACAAGCAUAUAAUGUCUUAUAUAAGAUUGAUACAACCAAAUUAACAUUAUCUGAAGUUGUUGAUAUGAUUUUAAUUCAA
Molecule: messenger RNA, 735 nt
Organism: Cetraspora pellucida
Lineage: Eukaryota; Fungi; Glomeromycota; Glomeromycetes; Diversisporales; Gigasporaceae
Source: the annotation of a GenBank genome assembly